GGUGGUCUUCAAACAAUGUUUUUGUUUGGUUGAAAUGGUCUGGAGACCUUCCUGCUGUAAUUUCCUCCCGGUUUUCCUGCUCGGGAAUAUUCAGCAUCAGGGUUGGGCUUCAAGUGUCCAGAAAUCUCAGACCUCGGAGGGAGUGCCGGCACAUUUGGCCCUGCUGUUUUACAAAAACAAAGUGCGUAUUGUGGAAUACUGGCAGAAAACCAUUGGAAUAAAGACGGAAAAAAGUUAGAAAUACCUGCGAAUGUACAGGAACUUCACAUGGGAAGUCCAGGUCAAAGGGUUGUGAGGCCGGCGUGUUGAGCAGAACGCACACACACUCACACACAUACACACUCUCCCGGAGCAUGCCUAUCAGUCCACCUGCCGACGGCAAACAUGAGGCUCUCGACCGGCCGUGGCAACAACACACCCCUACCAACGGUAAUCACGGAGAUGACAGCAUUCGGGCCUCUCCUGGGACUAAAUCUACCUCCGAACCUAUGGAGGAUCUCCACGGAAAUGCAGUUGUCAUCCGCAUCGGAAUCCCUGAUCUGCAGCAAACGAAAUGCCUGCGAUUGGACCUUGAGGCUCCAGUGUGGGUUUGUAAGCAGCGAGUUCUGGUCACUCUGACACAAAGCCUGACCGAUGUACUUAACUAUGGCCUCUACCUCCCUGCCUUUAAUGGGCGCGCCGGAAAGUUCCUUGAUGAGGAGAGAUUGCUCAGGGACUAUCCAUUCCCUACGGUCACACCUGUACCGUACCUAGAGUUCCGUUACAAGAGGCGUGUUUACACUCAGAGCCAUGUAGAUGACAAGCAACUGGCCAAACUACAUACCAAGGCCAAUCUAAAGAAGUUUAUGGAGUAUGUUCAACAAAGGUGUGUGGACAAGGUCUGCAGGUUCCUGGAGAAAGGGCUGGACCCCAACUUUCAUGAUGCUGAGAGUGGGGAAUCUCCUCUCACUCUCGUGGCCCAGCUGGACACUUGUGCCGAUCUGAUUAAGGUGUUGAGGAGCGGAGGAGCCCAUCUGGACUUCAGAACCAGAGACGGCCUGACGGCGCUGCACAAAGCGGUCCAAACGCACAACCAUGUAGCAUUGACUACAUUGUUGGAUCUGGGGGCAUCUCCAGACUAUAAGGACAGUCGUGGGCUCACCCCCCUCUAUCACAGUGCCAUGGUUGGGGGAGAUCCAUACUGCUGCGAGCUGCUGUUGUACGAUCACGCCCAGCUGGGCUACAGCGAUGAGAACGGCUGGCAGGAGAUCCAUCAGGCUUGUCGUCAUGGAAACGUGCAGCACCUUGAGCACCUGUUAUUCUAUGGAGCGGAGAUGAGCACUCAGAAUGCCUCAGGAAACACAGCACUACACCUGUGUGCCCUCUACAACCAGGAAGGCUGUGCUAGAGUUCUCCUGUUUCGAGGAGCAAAUAAAGAAAUCAAGAACUACAACAACCAAACAGCAUUUCAGGUUGCUAUCAUCGCAGGGAACUUUGACCUGGCAGAAAUCAUCAAGAUUCAUAAAACCUCAGAUGUUGUGCCUUUCAGGGAGACCCCUUCUUAUUCGUCCCGGCGGCGUGCGGUCUGCGUAUCCCCACGUCGCUCUCUGAUGCGAUCGGCCAGUGAUAAUGCUCUAGAUGAGAGUCUGACAGCUCCCUCUCCGGCCCCCUCACUUCGCAGCCUGCCCCCGCUGGAGCCCGAUGACACCACCCCAUCCCAGCGCAGCCCCCAGACUGCUCACACUCACACGCGCAGCCUCAGGAGACACACCCGCUCAGGAGGACAUCUCAGCCCUGGCAGUCCUGUACAGAGAGAGCCGAGUCCUCCAGCCGUGUCUCGAGGGCCCAAGCGACGGCUGUACAGUGCGGUGCCCGGCCGAACCUUCAUCGCUGUCAGCUCCCACACUCCACAGGGCGAGGGUGAGAUCACACUCAACCGAGGAGAGAGGGUCAAAGUGCUAAGCAUAGGUGAAGGUGGAUUUUGGGAAGGCUCAGUUAAAGGACGAACUGGCUGGUUUCCUGCCCACUGUGUAGAGGAAGUCCAGAUGAGACAAUAUGACCCACGACUUGACAGUGAGUUCUGGCAGUGCAGCACAUCUGACUAUUGACUUCUAUAAAUUCACAGUGAUUAUGUUAUAGAAGAAAAAAGUGCAAAGUUGCAGAAGAGAGACAGCGAAGGAUUCGGCUUUGUGCUUCGGGGAGCUAAAGCUGAGACGCCCAUAGAAGAGUUCACACCUACUCCUGCUUUUCCUGCCCUGCAAUACCUGGAGUCUGUGGACCUGGAAGGGGUGGCGUGGAGGGCAGGGUUAAGGACUGGAGAUUUCCUCAUAGAGGUAAAUGUGGUGAGCGUAGUAAAGGUGGGACAUAGGCAGGUGGUAUCACUGAUUCGGCAAGGUGGAAGUCGGCUAGUAAUGAAGGUGGUGUCUGUCACACGCAAACCUGACACUGGAGACGUCGUCCGCAAGAAAGCCCCACCACCUCCCAAGAGAGACCCAAGCACCAGCCUGACCCUGCGCUCAAAAAGCAUGACUGCAGAACUGGAGGAGCUGGCGUCAAGGAGAAGGAGGGGAGAGAAGUUGGAUGAGAUGUUGAGUUCGCCCAAAGAACCGGUUGUAGUGAUGAGGCCACGUCCUGCGGAUUCAGACUCCAGAGCAGCCACUGUGAAACAGAGACCAACAAGUCGCCGCAUCACACAGGCUGAGAUCAAUUCUCUGUUAGAGAGGCAGGGUUUGCAAAUAAGUUCCCUGGCUGUGGACAAAAGUCACAUGGAGCUGCCUCGGGGAAUGUCAAGAACCAAGUCAUUUGGUGCUCCUGAAGAUGAAAGAAUCUCAGCCCUGAUUGGAGAGCAUCGCUUUCCGAGAAGCUCCUCGAUGACUGACAGCUUUAGACAAGAUAGUAUUCCACCCCCUCCACAGACAGCUCCUCCACCACCUCCAACUCCCUACUUCCUAGAUUCAGGGCCCCCUCCGUCCUUUCUUCCACCUCCGCCCCCUUCUCGCGCUGCCAACCAGAGCCGUUCAAGCUUCCGCCCGGGGGCGGAGCCCAAACUCCAUGGCCCAGUCACGACAGACCGCCAGCGAAAAACACGCUCUAUGAUCAUUCUUCAGGACACCACCCAUUUGCCAGUGGAGCCUGCCCCUAUUGCAAGACCACAAACGCCUACCUCUGGAGCGGUUCCACCUGAACGUGGUCGUAGGCGUGGACCACCUGUGGAGAAUCCAUAUGCUAAUGUAGGUCGUCUAAGUGCAGUCUAUACUCCUACCAAGCCCCAGCGUAGAAAGAGCCCACUAGUCAAACAAGGACCAGUUGAGGAGGGAGCCGUUACUCAGACUAGUAGAGACCCCUCUCCUUUGGGAGGGUUACGGAUUCCCCACAGUAGCCGAGCAGAGCAGUUCCAACAGCAGGUUCUCUCGGAGCGAGCUAGAAUUAUGCCUCCAGGGGCCCGACGCAGACCCAGCGUUUUCCUAUCUGUAGAAGGGGGCGCGACUGAGCCGCAAACAACCCCGUUACUUUCUCAGUCCCACUCAGUGGAUGAGUUGGCCGAGUUGCCUCCACCUGCACCAAUGCUUUCCCCUGGCCCACCACCAGGGGGCACCACUUUUAUACACCCUCUAACAGGUCGACCACUGGAUCCUUCCUCACCUCUAGCACUUGCACUGGCUGCACGAGAACGUGCCCUUAGUGGCCGGAAUACACCCACUCCUACGCCUUCGCCCACACCUUCGCCCACUCAAGGUCGAGCAGUUGAAAGGCCAGAGACAGAAGGAGGAGCGACACCACCUGCUCCUCUUGAGGCUCCUCCAUCUAAUUCCUGGAGAGACGAACCGGUCAGCAUCACAGAAACGGCAAGCCAAGUGACUAGUGGUAGCCCUGGGUCUGGACGAAGCCUGGAAGAGGUACUUGUCCCACCCAGCGUGCAAGGUGUCCAACCUGCGCUGAUGGAUACAGAACAUACCCCACCGGCAGUCCCACCCACUCUACCUUCCCCAGCCCCUACCCUCUCAAAUCUGACUGCUCGAAGUCUGACUAUGAGCUCAGAGGAGGAUGCAGAGCCUUACACCGUGACACUUCCCCCUGCGUUGCUCUCGUCCAGUGAUGAGGAAACCAGAGAGGAGCUUCGGAAGAUAGGCCUCGUGCCACCCCCUCAACCCUUAGGCCUCGUGCCGCCCCCUCAACCCUUCUCUAAUGGCCUUCUAAUUAAAGAAACACCCAAAGCCACUCUAAGCAUUUCACCUAGCAGAUCACGGCCAUCCAUUGCAAAGACCUCCUCUGGAAAAGCAAGCGAUUCUACGGCAGACUCUGGGGUUGAAGACCCACAUAUGGAGACCACCAGUACUGUUUCCACAGUCUCCAGCAUGUCCACUUUGUCUUCAGAGAGCGCAGACUCUGCUCAUGCUAGCAAACCACGUUCUGGGGUGGGGCGUGGUCGCCCCGCACAUCUCAGGGACCCACUGCUUAAACAGUCAUCAGACAGUGAGUUGCUUCCACACCCACCCAGCACAGGCCCCAGCCGUCCACGCUACCUAUUCCAAAGACGUUCCAAACUCUGGGGGGAGGAGCCCCGGGGCCAGAUGGGUGGGUCUGAUGAAAGUCGGCCUGCUGCUAUGGGGGCAGAGUUGCUAAGCAAAGACACUCAUUCUCUGGGGGAGGAGCCACCGAUGGGAGCACCUCUUGACCCUGGCAGGAGAUCACCUGUGGGAGGCGCCAGAUGUGAGGAGAAUGGAGAAGAGAGUAAAUCACUCUUUAGUAGUUUAGGGGAGCUUCACACCAUCUCUCAGCGAAGUUACGGCACCACCUUCACAAUCCGUCCUGGCAUUCGAUACCCAGUGACCCGUAGAACUCCAAGCCCUGGAGCCACACCAGAACGGAGUGAACCACUGGGGCCGGUCCGUACAUUCGGCCCUCAUCACCAUCAUCACACAAUCCUCAAGUCUUCUAGCCUAAGUUUGCCCCAGGAGCCCAAGGAGGUGCGUUUCGUCAUGAGGAGCGCCAGCGCUCGAGCCCGCAGCCGUUCUCCAUCCCCCUCUCCAUGCGCCUCCCCCUGCCCUUCACCGGUACUGGGAGCCCCUCUCCUAGCCCUGCGGCCAUUCAGACAGCGCCCCCUAGCACUGUGGAGUAAGUAUGAUGUGGGAGAGUGGCUAGAGAGUGUGGGACUAGGAGAACAUCGUGCCCGUUUUUUGGAGCACGAGAUUGAAGGCGCCCACCUGCCUGCACUGACCAAGGACGAUCUGGCAGAAUUAGGGGUGACGCGGGUGGGACACCGAAUGAACAUUGAACGUGCACUGAAGCAGCUGCUGGAGAGUUGAGGAGAGCCAAAAUGCAGGAUAUAGUCCCAUCACAAAAUUAAUUUUUACUAUUAAAAUUUCAAGUUAUUCCGAAGUCUAACACCAUAGUUUCCAACCCACAUUUUUUUUUUAGCAUUGCUCAGCCCUUAUAUAAUAUAGAUUUUACCCAAGCACCAACGAUUUAACUCCCACAAAACCCACCAUGUUUCUUCACUAGUUUGCCACCUACUAAGAGUAAAAAUAACAUGCUGGACAGUGUGGACCUACUGCGCAAUAUCUACUAUUUACAGCUACAGAUCUAAGAAAAUCAAACUGGCCAUGUUUUUAACUGGGUCUUCUGCACAAUAACAAAUGAUAUAGCCAGCAAGCAGCCAUUUCCUUCACGUGCCAUGUUUUACAAUCAAAUGAUGAUGAUGAAGGUGUGGCAAACAUACAGACUGCUCUCACAUUAUCAGAGGAAGUCUGAGAAUAUCUUCACCAUCUGGAUUUGUGUGCAUUUCCUGCUUCCAGGAGAGAGACUUCUGAAUUUUAGAAAGCAGCGUCAACUUGAGUGCAAAGGGAAAGGAAAGAGCAGAAACCUCUCCUGUAAACAAUGCCAAUGCUUCCAAGUGCCCGGAAUUUACAGUAUGUUGUACUGACCAUCUUGCAACUCAAUAGUAGAUAGCCAUGUUAAUGGUGAUUAUAAGAUGCGUUGCAGUAACUGGACUUGGCAUGUGAAUGCAACAUGUCCAAGUAAGAAAGGAUCUGACAAUCUGCCCUAAACCAGGAGAAUAAAACUUCUCCCAAUA
Molecule: messenger RNA, 6052 nt
Organism: Sinocyclocheilus anshuiensis
Lineage: Eukaryota; Metazoa; Chordata; Actinopteri; Cypriniformes; Cyprinidae
Product: SH3 and multiple ankyrin repeat domains protein 3-like
Exons: 23
Cellular component (GO): dendritic spine; postsynaptic membrane; postsynaptic density
Molecular function (GO): ionotropic glutamate receptor binding; synaptic receptor adaptor activity
Source: RefSeq, a predicted model, not a curated record